GGGCGAGCUGGGACGCCGCUCGGUGCAGCGGCUGUUCCGACGGCGCGCGAGUGGGCAAGGCGAGGGCGGCGACGGGGCGAGGCACGUGGUGGGCGCCGCCCUCCCGGUGACUCUCCCCGUCCUCGUGCGGGGAAGGGGGAGGAGGAAGGAGGCGGCAGCCGCAGCCCAGCAAGCCAUCUCCCCAGGAAGGCUCGACGGCGGCGCGGCGGCUGCCUGGCCUCCUCCCGCCUCGCACACACGAGGCGCGUCCACGCAGCAGCCGGGGGAAGGCGGGAGGCGGGCGCGGCUCGCUUGGGCACAGCUGCCGCAGCGGCUCUUUCGGCACAAGCGGAGAGCGAGGCAGGCAGGCGCCCCAGCAGCCCGGGAAAGCCGUCGGUGAAUGAUCCCGGCUCUCGGAGGCAGCUGCGGGGAAGAAAUCGGGGGACGCCAUGGAGGUCAAUGCAGGUGGUGUGAUUGCUUACAUCAGCUCUUCAAGUUCAGCCUCUAGCCCUGCCUCGUGCCACAGCGAGGGAUCGGAGAGCAGCUUCCUGUCCUCGUCACCUGUACCGCAGUCACCAAACAGCUCCUCUUCAGACGGCAGCUCGAGCAGCAAGAGCAAAGAGGGCUCUGAUGGAGUACCAAAGAAUGACCAGUUAGAUGACCGCGUUAAGGCCAGCCAGCCAAGUAUAACUGCAUUGGCCAAGGCUCAUGGUGGACUGACAAAAUUUAAUGGCAUGGUCCUGCUGUGUAAAGUCUGUGGAGAUGUUGCUUCAGGAUUCCACUAUGGGGUCCAUGCCUGUGAGGGGUGCAAGGGCUUUUUCAGAAGAAGCAUCCAGCAGAAUAUCAAAUACAAGAAGUGCCUGAAGAAUAAUAACUGCUCUAUAAUGAGAAUGAAUAGGAACAGGUGCCAGCAGUGCCGGUUCAAAAAAUGUUUGUCGGUUGGGAUGUCAAGAGAUGCUGUUCGAUUUGGUCGGAUUCCUAAACGUGAGAAGCAGAGGAUGCUGAUCGAGAUGCAAAGCGCCAUGAAAACCAUGAUGAACACCCAGUUCAGCGAUCAUUUGUCCAGCGAAGCCUCAAAAGAGAGCCAAGAACCUUUGCUUCUGCUGCCUCAAGAAGAGCUGAGCGCCCAACGGCAAGAAGAGCAGAAAAACGCUGGCAGCCGUUCUUCUUCUUCUCCUUCUCCUGCUCUCCUCCUCCCCCCUCCUCCUCCUCCCCCCUCUGACAUUGCUAAGGAAGAAGUGAUUGGCAUGGUGACCAGAGCCCACAAAGAUACCUUUAUGUACAACCAGGAGCAACCCGAAAACCCCCCAACUCCUGGGCAGCCCCAGAAUAUGGAGAGAAACCUAAAAUACGGUGGUGGUAGCGAAACCAAUAAUAGUGGCAUAAGCUGCGCCCAUCAUGGUGGGAAUGAACAACAUUUCAUUGGACAACACAAAGGGCGAAACAACAUGCAUUAUCCAAAUGGGCGUAGUAACCUUUGCUUUACAAACAGCCAUUCGGUGAACAUUGCUAAUGGCGCCGCCUCAAAAAGUUGCAAUGGUAGGCCUGAAAGUGGCUUUCCUCAGCGUGUGUCUAUGAAUUCCUACCCCUGCAACCCCGGAGAAAGGAUGCAUCUGGUUUGCCCAAUGAACAAGACUCCUUUUGUGGACCCAAAUAAGUCUGGUCAUGAAGUCUGGGAAGAAUUUUCCAUGAGCUUUACUCCUGCUGUGAAGGAAGUGGUGGAGUUUGCCAAACGUGUCCCAGGCUUCCGAGACCUUUCGCAGCACGACCAAGUAAACCUUCUGAAGGCUGGAACCUUUGAGGUUUUAAUGGUACGGUUUGCAUCCUUAUUUGAUGCAAAGGAUCGCACUGUCACGUUUCUUAGUGGAAAGAAAUACAGUGUGGACGAUCUGCGUUCAAUGGGAGCUGGUGAUCUGCUCAACUCCAUGUUUGAGUUUAGUGAGAAACUAAAUGCCCUGAACCUUAGUGAUGAAGAAAUGAGCUUGUUUACAGCUGUGGUCCUUGUGUCUGCUGAACGAUCGGGAAUAGAAAAUGUCAACUCGGUGGAAGCAUUGCAAGAAACACUAAUUCGCGUGCUUAGGACCUUAAUCACAAAAAACCAUCCGAACGAAGCCUCUAUAUUUACAAAACUACUCUUGAAGUUGCCUGACUUGCGUUCCUUAAACAACAUGCACUCUGAGGAACUCCUGGCCUUUAAAGUUCACCCAUAGGCUUUUACCUCUUGUUUAUAGAAUGGACUUGCUUCCUGUCAAUUAACUGUGGUUAUUUCAUGCUAUAAAAUGUUUAUUUAUGUUUGUUUGUUUGUUUGUAUGUAUGUACCUUUUGUGGAGAAGAAGAACUUGCUGUCUGUGUGAUAGAUGUUCUGUUGCCAUGCAAUAACAACGUUUCGGGUUGACCAUUUUUUCCGUCAGUGACAACAUGGCCACAGAUUUCUUCAUGAUUAUCCAAAAACAGCCCCAUAUGCACUAAAAGUGAAGAGGUUACAUUCAAUCUUAUGGAUAUUGACUGUUAAUUACUGCACCCUUACAGUAAAGACCAAUUAACUGGCUCUGCUAUAAACAAGAAUGCACAAUGGCUAUAUGCAGAAAACAGAAUUUUGGAUAAAUGACACUACAGUAAUUGAAGAUGGAUUUAAUUUGUUUAUCCCCCCCCCCUUUGAGCAUCUCAUCUUGGUUCAGUAGGAAGCUCAGAAAAUUUGUUUUGCUUUUCGGAAGCUCAGGAGCUCCAUGGGGAAGUCUCAUUGUAAACUGAUUAGAUAGCUCCAAGCACAAGCGCACAUGUGCUGUAUGUAUGUAUAGUAUGAAGAGAUGUUGGGCGUGUUAUGACUUUUAAGAAAUACAUUGUUUGUGUAUGUAUAUAUUUAAGUGUAUGUAUGUAAAUAGUUCUAAUUGAAACAACAUGCAUAUAAUUUCUUCACAAUAUUUUUCAACUGUGAAGAAGUUAACCAAACGAAAGGUGGUUGACCCAUGGGAACAACGGAAGCGAUGCUUUAGGUGACGCGCUGCCAAACCAAAUGUCUCGAGAGUUCAUCAUGUUUAUAGAGAUUUUCAGGUUAACUGCGGUGUGCCGAGUUCGCUGCUUCGAGAAGUCUUACAGAAUCAAAAGUGAAAUGGCAGAUCUGUCAAAUCAGUUAAAGGUACUGGAUUGGGCUGACUUUUUUAAUCUAUUGCUUCUAUGAUUCUUAUGUGCUAAUAGACACAUAAAGUUGCUGGACACACUACUCUUAUCUGGAAGGAAAUUUUUCAGAUGAAGCUUGUAAUCUGUGUAGCUUUAGAGAAUCAUGAUAAAUUUCAAGGAAGCGAUUGAUCAAACACCUUCAUUGCAUAUGUCUGUGUGUCUUUUGAAUCUGUACACUUUAUACACCUGUAUGCUGCUUGAAUGGGAAUGGGAAACAAAAAACAGACACAGUCAGUGGCUCAUGAGGUAUGUUUGUUGCCCAAGUGUGUUCUAUUAAGGUUAGAGUUGUAAAGGUUUUCUUAAACCUUUUUUGGUGUACAUAACAAAGGUCUGUUAUGUCUGUCUGAUACCAGGUCUAUUUUUCUGUAAUUUUGAUGUUCUUUUUAAAAAUGUCAAUGAGAAAUCCCCAGGCGCAAGGAUUUCCUUUGCAUCUAGAUACUAUCUCAAAAUAAUAUUUUCCUAUAAUAUCAAGAAGUAAAAACAAACAAUGGCACUUAAAAUAAGCCAGAAUGUUAUGACUGGCCUUAUUGUUACCACAGUAUGGAAGGAAAAAUUCUUUCUACUUCCUCCUUAAGGAAAGCAUUGAAUCCCCAGUUUACAACCUCAAUAUUUCACAUGACUGUUUAUUGCUUGAAGGUACAAACUUGCAUCUCCCAUUGUGCUUAGGUGAAGAAUUGCAGCUUCAUGGAUUCAAUAGAUGUUUAGUAUUUUCUGCUGUUAAAUGGUGGAGGUAGAUUUGAUGCCCUGUCACAGCAUAAAACUUUGGAGCAUUUUGUAUUACUGCUUUUUAUUUUAAGAGGUUGUUUCAAAAAAUGCAAUCUAGUUCAGAGGGAAUAUGUACAUCUAAUUGUCUUCUGCACACAGAACUCAGACCACUAGGAAACAACUCAUUCUUCCAAUUUCAGUUCCACAACCACUUGGUGAUGUCUUGAGACAGCUUAUGCUUUCAAAACAUGAAUUGUUGACUUGGUAUAAUACAGGUAUUUCAGUAACUAUAUUUUUUAUUAAUCAAGGACAGGUAAGCCAUUUAGCAUCCACUGCUUAAAAAUCAAAGAAGAAAGUUGCCCUGAUUUUUAGGCUUCCUACAGAAGCUUUCUCCCUACAUAUACAAUGUCUCUUCAUUUUAUUUUUAAGUCUUUAGAAAAGUAUAACCAGCACAAUGUAAAGUAUUGCUUAUUUUAAAAGAGAGUUUCCAUAUUUGUGCAUCUAAUUAGAUAAUUAUGUGGUGAAAUAAAUGCAUGCAAUUUCAUUUUAAACAUGUUCCUGUACAUUACAGAACCUGAUUUACGUUGUUCCGGGUUGUUGUUUAUUUACAAAUUCAAGAUCCAAGUACAGUCGUACCUCGGCUCCCGAACGCCUUGGGAGUCGAACAUUUCGGCUCCCGAACGAUCGAAAACCAGAAGUGAGUGUUCCGGUAUUCGAGCUUUCUUUUGGAACUCGAAUGUCUGGCAUGGAGCUACCUGCAGCCAAUCAGAAGCCGUGCUUUGGAAGUCGAACGGACUUCCGGAACGGAUUCUGUUCAACUGCCGAGGCACGGCUGUACAACUUUAUUUAGAACAUUCCCCUGUGUUGCAGUCUCCAAGGCAGCUGUUUUGGAUGUUUUGGACUAGAUGUUUUGGACAACAACUCACAUAAGCUGCAGACAGCAUAUGCUGAUGGGAGUUGUAGUCCAAAACAAUUGGAGGGGCACCACGUUGGUGAAAAGUACUCUAGGGCCUAGUACUUGUGUUAUGCUGGCAGCACUAUGAGUCACUGGACUGCUACUCCUCACACUGGUGUGGUGUUAAGAUGAGCCACACAACAGCAUUUUCUCAUACUAGCAUCAAACUUCAGAUAACUGGGUAAUGCCUGUGUAAAAAAAGGAUCUGGCUUUAGUGAGCAAGGAAGCCAUUUGCUAAAUAAGUUAGAUCUUGUUACAUCUAAAGAAGCUCUGCUUUACUGUGUUGCUGGUUAUACACUUGUUAAAUUCUGAGAAAUAUUUCGCAUCAGACUUUUGAGUACUGUAGAUGGGAUGUUGCUAAAAGACUAUGAAAACGUACUGUAUGAAACUAAAUGAUUUUUUUACUCUGGUUUUUCAUGUUUAAAAAGAUUAAAUAUGGGCAUUAUGUUGGCAAAGCAGA
Molecule: messenger RNA, 5276 nt
Organism: Podarcis muralis (Common wall lizard)
Lineage: Eukaryota; Metazoa; Chordata; Lepidosauria; Squamata; Lacertidae
Gene: NR1D2
Product: nuclear receptor subfamily 1 group D member 2
Biological process (GO): cell differentiation; retinoic acid receptor signaling pathway; negative regulation of transcription by RNA polymerase II
Cellular component (GO): nucleus
Molecular function (GO): zinc ion binding; RNA polymerase II cis-regulatory region sequence-specific DNA binding; nuclear receptor activity
Source: RefSeq, a predicted model, not a curated record